This is a messenger RNA of Aricia agestis (brown argus), 1375 nucleotides long. Its product is annotated as NPC intracellular cholesterol transporter 2-like. Gene Ontology annotation, biological process: sterol transport. The transcript is spliced from 3 exons. The coding region runs from base 41 to 586 and encodes 181 amino acids. Gene Ontology annotation, molecular function: sterol binding. The record is from RefSeq and is a predicted model, not a curated record. Lineage: Eukaryota; Metazoa; Arthropoda; Insecta; Lepidoptera; Lycaenidae.
CAGAUGCUGUCAAGUCGUAACCGUUAAAAGCGGCGGGCGCAUGCACCGGUCCCAGUCAGUCGUCUGCCAGCCACCACCCGGGCCGCUCCAGUGUCAGAAUCAGCUCGUACCAGGUCUCGCGAUGUUUGUGUUCGCAGUGCUAGCGUGUUGUGUGGCGGCCGCCGCGGCGACGGAGGUCCAGCAGUGCGAAGGAAUGAACAUCCCAGGACUUUCAAAUGCCGUCCAGCUGGUGCCGUGCAAGAAAAUCCCCUGCGCCCUGAAGAAGGGGACGGACACACACAUUACUAUGACCUUUACGCCAGAGAAAGAUACGAAGACCAUUAAGAAUCACGUGACAGCCCUAGUGUUUGGGGUUCCGCUGCCGUUCGUUGGGGUCGACGGGAACUCCGUGUGCGACAAGCUGGAGACGGAGAGCGGAGAGAAGGCCUCCUGCCCACUCUCCGCCGGCGUCAAAUACGUGUACAAGGACUCAUUCCCCGUGCUGUCCUUCUACCCCGACCUCACCACGACCGUGCACUGGGCGCUUAAGGCCGACGACGACAAACCGAUCACAUGCUUCGAAGUCGAGGCUAAAAUAAGAAAGUAAAUCGGGUAUCGCAAAAUUGGAGCAACCAGUAGUUUUUAUAAGUACUUAAGGGCCAAUAAAGCGUGUUUUUGAUCUAAGGAAGAAAAAGAACGGCAGUCGACGACAGUCGCUGGAUUUUGGUUCAUUGAUAUUUUGACGCGUGCCGCCGACUGCCGUCGACACAAGUCUCUCGUCUGUAGGAGCGCAGAAAUAGUGAGCAGGACAGCUUGCUCACCACCAUGACAUUCUUUUUUACGAGUAUUAUGCCACGAUUGUAACUUUAAUUUAUUUUAACAAUACUUAGUAACCGCGGCCGCACAUGCGUCUAUCUUCACGAAGCAAUACGCAUGUGCGGCCGCAGCACGUCUUCCAAUUUUCCAAUUCCCCGAUAGUGCGGCUAGCUUUUGAUGAGCUUAUGAUUUUCCAAUGUGCGAGACAAGUAGAGUUUGAACAACAUACACUGUUAAAAUAAGUAUUUUUAAAGUUAAGGGGAAAGAUUCUAGAAGUGGCCGAUAAGUGCUAUUAUCACCAUUCACGUACAGUGUUAGUUCAAGAGCCUGCCGCAUUAUGCUUGGGAACGCUGGUUUUUAAACAAUAGACUCGAUCUCUGAAGAUUUUGUUACAUUACGAAAAAAAAUUAUUGUGGUCAAAGGACCACUAUCGUUGUUUAAAAUGAUUGUGAUCUUUCUACAAUAAUUAAUAGCUGAUAAUGUUGGAUCUUAUUGUUGUAAGUAUCUAUAAGAAUUAAGUAGCGUGUAAUGUCGUUAUUUUUAUAAUAAAAUACUUAAAUAAAAUGUAUUAAAAUUCCUA